UGUGCUGCAUGUUUAUUCUCCACUUUUUUGUCUCUAUUGUAAGAAAAGUUUGACUUUGGAAAAACAGCGUUGACGACCUGAAACCAGCAGCUGAGAUCGUCUUCUUCUUCUUCUGUUGGAUAGUUAAUUUGAUUAAUCUGAUGCCUGGAGGUAAAGAGCACACACAGACACACAGACGAGACGGUCCUUAUCUUUAGUAUUUGUGUUAAUGUUAAGUUUUGUAAAUAGUUUUGGACUAAUGUUAAAGAUAUAAACUGUCUGUGUCGACCUUUAAACUUCAAGUCAACGAUGGAUGUUAUUCUGCAGACCUACAGGAACAGAUCUUUAUGGAUCCAGAGGCUGAACUUCUGAGGACACUUCAGUGUUUGGAUUACUGAUGCAGAAACCAGAAGGUGAAGAAAUGGAGGGGGAACCAAGAAGACCUGAGAGGAAGACAUGAAGGACCAAAUGAUGUUUGGAAGUAAAACAAAACGGACAAAACAUCCAAAUCAAGAGACGACUGAGAUCAAGAAGAAAGAGGAAGGGUCAACGAGAAGGAGCUAGAAUGAGACAUAUGAAGAAAAGAAUCCAAACAGAGUGAAGUCUGACACUUCUUCACAUCAUCAGUGAGAUCCUGCAGCAGGGAGGAAGCAGCAGGCUGCCGUGCUAGAUCCUGAUUGGAUUAACCCUGAAACCUGCCUCUGAUCCGGGGCCGACGCCAGGCGAUCAGGCCUCAGAGCAUUUUGGCAAAGAGACAAUCAGAUCAGCUGAGCGAGAUCACAUCCAGCUAGCUUUAUCAAUCAUGACAUCAUAAAAUCAUCUGAGGAAAGACGCCAUGUUUGAUACGUUGACAUUGUAAAUCCAGAUGAUUGUUCAGGUACUUCCUAACAUCUCUACAGACUCUCUUCAAUACAAAACAUGAUCAGAGGGUCCACGGGCUGAUUGUCCACCUGAUGGCAGAGAGGGUUAAGGGAGGACCCGAAGUGCUCUGGAUUACAUCUAAGAGGACCUGAUUUCAAACCCUUAACUCCUGAAGGUCACCUUCAGACAGACGUGAUCCUGUUCAGGGUCGUUUAUACCUGAUCACCUGAACAGGUCACAGAGGAGGCGGUCUGCACCACCUCCGUAGCCAUGACUGAAGACAACCGUGUCGUGAAGGAGAACGGCGACUGCGAGGCGGCACAUCAUAAAAAUGACAUCAGCAUCAGUGUGAACAUAAGCCCCGCCCCUGGCCUGAUGAGGAAGCAGCUGCUGUGGCAAAACGCCGUCAGAAACAUCAUUGACCAGCACAACCUUUACUCGCUAAGGCUCGCCGGCGGCCUGGAGAGGGGGAGGCACCGCAUCACCGUCACUGACGCCUACAUCGCUGACAUCAACAGGCAGAUUCGUAAUAAGGCGUCUCGUGGUGCGUUCUGGCAGAAACGGCGCUCGUCUGCUGCUCGGGUCCACCCGAUGACGGCAAAGAUCUCGGUGCCGUUAAGUAUCACACAAAACUCACUCAGCGACGCCGACUUCUUCGUGUCCAGGGGGUCGUCUGUGCGAGGCGUUUUCAUUCCAGCGCUGCAGCACACGUUCAAGUCGCCCGACCUGGAGAAGGUGUAUCAGCAGUUUUCGUCGGCUCAGAGAAGAACGUCACUUGUCGUCACCAACGUCAUCGACAUCCUGACCAGACUGCUCAUCCUCAUACUCACCUGGCCGUCUGGCUGGUGGGGCCUGGCCUGUGAUUGGCUGGCUGGCCUGUCAGUCAUCCUGUGGGCGGUGAUCUGUGUGCUGGCACUGGCAAGGAGGGAUGUGAUGUCAUCCCCACAGUGGCUGAGGUAUGCUGGGAAAUGUAGUCAGAGAUGAGAUUUAGUUUAGAUACAGGUGUUGAUGUACCUGUCUGUCUCU
Messenger RNA from Labrus bergylta (ballan wrasse), 1866 nucleotides. The record is from RefSeq and is a predicted model, not a curated record. Lineage: Eukaryota; Metazoa; Chordata; Actinopteri; Labriformes; Labridae.